Messenger RNA from Cornus florida, 2787 nucleotides. Its product is annotated as disease resistance protein RPV1-like. The coding region runs from base 1 to 2787 and encodes 928 amino acids. The record is from RefSeq and is a predicted model, not a curated record. Gene Ontology annotation, biological process: defense response. The transcript is spliced from 5 exons. Gene Ontology annotation, molecular function: ADP binding. NCBI's taxonomy places the organism in Eukaryota, Viridiplantae, Streptophyta, Magnoliopsida, Cornales, Cornaceae.
AUGACGGCAGCGGCGAUGGAUCAAUGGCUGAGAGACGGUGGCAAAUCAGCGGUUGAGGGCGAGGAACGACGGUGGCAGCGGUCUAGGUCAAAUGUAAUUCAAAUAAUCAUUAAAGAGGUCAGAAAUGUAACUGAUUCUGCAUCUUUAAGUGUUGCGGACUAUCCAGUCGGAACAGACAUCCGUGCUGAAAACCUCAUUCGGGAGCUAAAGUUGGGGUCAAAUGAUGUUCGAAUUGUUGCAAUAUGGGGGAUGGGCGGAUUAGGCAAGACUGCAACUGCUAAAGCUGUGUAUAAUCUUAUACGUCGUAACUUUGACUGCAGUUGCUUUCUGUCAAAUGUUAGAGCAACUUGGAAGCAAUAUAACGGCCCUGUUAAAUUACAAGAAAAGCUUCUGUCAGAUAUUCUACUCGAUAAAAAGUUAAGCGUGGGAGAUUCUGAUCAUGGAAUUGUGCUAAUAAAACAGCGAGCAUGGUGUCGAAGGGUUCUUCUUAUCCUCGAUGACGUGGAUGAUGGGGAGCAAUUGAAGACAUUGGCCAUAAAUCCUGACUCGCUAUGUCCUGGAAGUAGGAUCAUUAUAACAACUAGGAAUUUGUCUUCGAUAAGCUCGCUUGGACUUCAAGAGAAUGAGGUGUUCACACCCAUGGAGUUGGAUGGGGAGGAGUCUCUUAAACUCUUCAGUUGGCAUGCCUUCAAGAAUAAAGGUCCUUUAGACGACUACGCAAUGCUCUCAGCAGAAGUGGUGGGUUAUGCUAAGGGGAUUCCUUUAGUUCUUGAAGUUUUAGGUUCCUUCUUUACGGACAAAACCAAAUCUGAAUGGAUUAGUGAUUUGAAGAAGUUGAAGGAAAUUCCUCACGAUGAUGUCCAAGGAAAACUUAAGCUAAGCUAUGAUUCACUCAAUGGUGAACAGCAGGGCUUAUUCUUAGAUAUUGCAUGUUUUUUUGUUGGCACGAACAAAGAUUUGGCAAUCAAAAUACUAGAAGGCCGUGGUUUCUACCCAGAAUCUAAUAUUGGAGUUCUAGUUCGUCGUGCUCUUUUACGAGUUGAUUCAGAUAACCGGUUGAUAAUGCAUGACCGGAUUCGGGAUAUGGGUAGAGAAAUUGUCCGCCAAGAAUCUGUUCAAGAGCCUGGUGAACGUACCAGACUGUGGAAUGAAAAGGAUGUUCUUGAUGUUCUGCAAAAUGACAGAGGAACGGAAACAGUUGAAGGGUUGCUCCUAAACUUGCAAAGAUCAAAUGAGCCAUCGUUGAAUGCGAAGGCAUUUGCAAAGAUGAGCAGACUCAGACUGCUUCAUCUCAAUUAUGUCCGCCUAUUUGGGAGCCACAAACAUCUCUCCAGAAGACUAGUAUGGCUGUGUUGGAAAGGUUUUCCUUGGUAUUGCAUACCAUCCACUCUGUGUAUGGAUUACAUGGUCGCUCUUGACUUGAGUAAUAGCAGCCUCAUAAAAGUUUGGAGAAAAACUAAGGCUCUGGAUAAAUUGAAAUACCUCAAUCUCAGUCAUUCCUCUUUGCUGACAAAAACCCCGGACUUCACUGGACUCGCCAGUCUUGAAGUAUUGUUGCUUAAUGAUUGUACAAAGUUGCUAGAUGUUCACCAUUCUAUCGGAUGUCUACAAAAUCUUCUUGUCUUGAAUAUGCAGAACUGCCAAAAUCUUCACAAGCUUCCGCAAAGCAUAUUCAUGCUGAAAUCUCUCAUCUAUCUUGAUCUCUCUGGCUGCUUCAAAUUAGGGGAGCCAGCACAUUCAUGCUAUUCCAUCGUCCGGUCUUUGGUAUCACUAGCAGGAAGUCCGGAGUUCAAUGGGAUGUUGCCAGCUUCUAUUCAGGGAUUAAGUUCUAUUUCAAAACUAUAUCUUGAAGACUGCAAUGUAUCUGAUGUACCCAACGAAAUUGGUAGUUUGGUCUCCCUGCAAUUUUUGAAUCUUAGCAGAAACGAUUUUGCUAGCCUACCAGCUAGCAUUACCGGCCUUGCUCAACUGAAGGUCCUCUAUCUAAACCAAUGUACUGGACUUCAAUCACUUCCAGGCCUUCCAAUAAAGUUAAAGGGAUUGAGUGCAAACUACUGCAGAUCAUUGGAAAGGAUAUCAAUCGAAUCAAAAGUGGAUGAAGCCCCAUUUAUGACUUUUUAUGGCUGCCCCAAAUUAGUGGGUAACUUUGCAAAUGAUUUUAGAAAAAUUCUACUCCAGUACCUGGGACUUCCAGAACAAGGUGAUUUUAGUAUUUUCCUUCCUGGAAGUGAGGUUCCAAACUGGUGCAACUUCCAGUGUCUGGGAUCAUUUUUAUCUUUCCUGGUGCCUCCGCUGGUAGAUAGGAAGAUACAUGGGUGGAUUUUAUGUGUUGUCUUUGCUGGCUGUUGCCACAAUGAUGAAGACAAAAACGAUGAUAUGUUUGCUAUUUCUUGUGGUAUUUACAAUAAAACUAUGGGCACUAAGAAGCGUUACCAACCAACAGUUGAUGGCUAUCCUGUGAGGUGUGAAGAUCAGAUGUGGCUCAACUAUAUGCCGCACCGGUAUCUUGAAUCUGAGUGGACGGAACUUGACUCUCGAUUGGGAGCUGGUGAUACAGUGGAGAUGACAAUAAGAAUAGACAAGCGAUGGCAGGUGAAGAAGUGCGGGGUUAGUCUCAUCUAUGAGGGCGGCAAUGAGGAGGGUGCCGAGUCAUUUGGUCAACCACACAUCCAGGACACCUUGCCUUCCAAUGAUCAACCAGAGGGAAUGGCCUCGCUCACAAGGCGUGUAUCUGAUGAAACAUUUCUUCGCGAGAUUGGAGUGUUAAAAUCCAAGAAGAGGGACUAG